Molecule: messenger RNA, 627 nt
Organism: Saccharomyces paradoxus
Lineage: Eukaryota; Fungi; Ascomycota; Saccharomycetes; Saccharomycetales; Saccharomycetaceae
Gene: CBC2
Product: nuclear cap-binding protein subunit CBC2
Exons: 1
Coding region: 1-627 (208 amino acids)
Biological process (GO): mRNA cis splicing, via spliceosome
Cellular component (GO): nuclear cap binding complex
Molecular function (GO): RNA cap binding
Source: RefSeq, a predicted model, not a curated record
AUGUCCUUGGAGGAAUUUGACGAAGUUAAAUAUGAUCAUUCAACUAAACGUCUAGAUACACCAUCAAGAUACUUGCUGCGCAAGGCCAGAAGGAACCCUAAUGGGUUGCAAGAACUGCGUGAGUCGAUGAAAUCAUCCACCAUUUACGUAGGAAAUCUUUCAUUUUAUACAUCAGAAGAACAAAUCUACGAAUUAUUCAGUAAAUGUGGUACGAUAAAAAGAAUAAUUAUGGGCUUGGACCGUUUUAAGUUCACGCCAUGUGGCUUCUGCUUUAUUAUAUAUAGUUGUCCAGAUGAAGCAUUGAAUGCCCUGAAAUAUUUGUCCGAUACGAAGUUAGACGAAAAGACAAUCACAAUUGAUCUGGAUCCUGGUUUCGAAGAUGGAAGACAGUUUGGUCGCGGUAAAAGUGGUGGUCAAGUCAGCGAUGAAUUGAGGUUUGAUUUUGAUGCUUCCAGAGGUGGCUUUGCCAUUCCGUUUGCAGAACGUGUUGGUGUACCACAUUCCAGAUUUGAUAACACUAGUUCACAAUCAAAUACGAAUAAUUACAUUCCUCCUCCCGAUGCUAUGGGUACUUUCAGACCAGGUUUCGAUGAAGAAAGAGAAGAUGAUAACUACAUACCUCAGUAG